Stylonychia lemnae is the source of this 2088-nucleotide messenger RNA. Lineage: Eukaryota; Ciliophora; Spirotrichea; Sporadotrichida; Oxytrichidae. The record is from the annotation of a GenBank genome assembly.
AUGAUUGGGAAAAAAGGAGGAGCAAUUUAUCUUAUAGAUAAUCAAAACUCAAAUGCAGAAUCAUGGCUAUAAGUAAUAUCAUCUAAUUUUUCAAACAUAAAAUCAGUAGAAUAUGGUGGUGCUAUAUACAUCUAGCAUAGUGAUUUCAGUAUAAUUGAUUCUAUGUUAUCCUUUAAUGAAGCUGAGGAUUCAGGAGGAUCAAUAUACCUUUCCUGUCUGCUAUCGUAAAAUUGUGUUUUUAAGACACUUAACAAUAUCUUUGCCAAUAAUAAAGCUAAGAUAAAGGGAGGUUCAAUUCAUUAUGAUAGUGUCAGACCAUUAAAAAUAGAAUAAAAUAUAUAUAUGGAUAAUUAGGCUUAAUAUGGCCCAAACUGGUCAUCAUAUCCUUUCAAGCUCAAUAUAAUGAAAGAUAUUGAUAACUAACUUCAAGAUUUAGCCAGUGGAUAGUAUAUAAAUAAACCUAUUUUAUUUAGUCUUUUAGACCAAGAUGAUUAGUCAUAUGAUCUUGAUUCAGCCUCAACUGCUAAUAUGAUCUCUGAUUAAAUAUCAAUUGGUGGAAGGACCAAAGUUAUAGCUUAAAAUGGAAUAUUUACCUUUACUGAUAUUUUUCUUUAGGGAAUACCAAAGGAAUCAGCGAUUAUAUAAAUUGAACUAAGUGAUACUGAGUAUCCUCUCAUUGAAUAGAUUGUAAAUAAGGAGAAAUCAAUUAGAAUAACAAGUGCAUUGUUUGUCCAAGAGGAUUUUAUUCAUUAGAUGCUUAAGAUACUUGAUGCAAUUAAUGCCCAAGUAAUACAGUGUGCCCAGGUGGAAAUAUCAUAGUAGUUGAUCCUGGAUAUUGGUGAAGCUCAAUCAAUUCAACUAAAAUAUAUGAGUGCUUCUAUGAUAAAGCUUGCUUAGGAGGAUAUGCAUCAGAAUGUGAGGUGGGGCAUUCAGGGAAGCUUUGCAAAGUAUGCAAGACUGAAAAAGAUGUGCCAAGUUUUGAGAAAUCCUAAGCGUAAUAAGCCAUAGGCAGUCCUGGUUAGAAUAAUAACUGGAUAUCUACAAGUAAUAAUGCUUUGCCAAGAUAUGGACCUACAGUGGCCUGACAGAGUAAAGAAUCUUCUCUCAUAUUUUUCGUCUUUUUAAUCCUCAUAAAAGAAUCUACUGUCCUUUGACUGUUUAAUGAUUUAGUUUGGGUUAAAUAGAAAUGAGGCAUUUUAUGGAAAGAUAUUAACAUUUGGAUUUCUUCCUAUAGCAUUCAGUAUUAUAGCAGCUUCCAUAUGGCUUUCAAUAAAGUUUUCAAUUAAGAAGAACGACUCUGACUUUAAAGUCAUUAGAAACAUAAAAAUUACUAGUUUUGCAAUUAUACUCAUUGUAUUUCCAACCGUGACCACUAUGAGCUUUUCCAUAUUCUAGUGCUUUUAAUAUGAAGAUAAUUACAGCUAUCUGUUGAAUAAUAUGGAUAUCUAAUGCUGGAGUGAGAGCCAUAGUGCAAAAGGUAAUAAUUGCUUUAUUUAACAAACUUAGGCACUUCUGGGUAUACUGCCUUUAGUAUUCUAGUCUUAUUAAACUAGUAAAAUUUAGCCUUACAUUGACCCAAGAUUUAAUAGACUUGAUUUUCAUGCAACUUUCGUUUGUACUAUUACAUUACUGGGCGGUAUCUUCUUUACUUCAGAGGAGGUGAGGAAUAACUAAGAUUUCCUUUUCAUUAUAUUCUUGGUAAUCCUUAUCUAUAAUGCUGCAUUCCUUUCCUAUUGGGCUAUUACUAUGGUUAUAACGCUAGUCAGAUACUAUGCUAACUUUUUCAAUAGAAUUCAAGGAUAUUUUAAUAAUAAAAUCAAGAUUGAUGACUAUGAAACGAACUUGAAGAAAUAUUUGAAAAUAUAUGUUGAAGUACCUGAGAUGAAAUAAAAAGCGAAUAUUAAUUCUCUUUCAACCCCUAGACUAAAAACAUCCACAGCAAAAUUACUAUAAAGUGAUUUUCAAGCAGAGGUCUACUUUAAGACAAUUAAUUCCAAGCAGGUACUAUUAGACAGCAAAAAUCAAAUCGAUAAGAUAACAUUUUUGACGCUUAGGAAUUUGUUGAUGAUUAUCUACAAAUAUAAAUGA